AUGAAUGUGCCGUCCUUGAGGGCAAUACGUGUCGCCUACCUGCCAGCGAACACUACAUCGGUGUUACAACCAGUGGACCAGGGAAUCAUCAAAAACGUGAAAGUACUGUACAGGAAGCAUCUUUUUGAGCGGAUGCUGUUGUGUAUGGACAAUGCAAGUCAGUAUGAGGUGAGCCCUCUCAGUGCUGUCCACAUGCUGGCGCGAGCGUGGGGUCGCGUAAAGGAUGAAGCCAUUGCGAGCUGCUUUAGGGUGUGCGGCUUCAUUCCAAGUGCUGCAGAUGAUGACGUGUCUUGUACAGUGGGGGAAGAAGACACAAGUGAGCUUGACGUUGAUGGUCUCCUGCCAGCUCUCGGCGACGUCCCUUUCGAGGAGUACAUUGCCACUGACAGUUCAGUAGAAACGUGUGGUGCACUGUCGGACGCUGAGAUCGUGGAGAUGGUUCUGCCCAGCGAGCCUAGUUACGAAACUAAGGUUGACGACGACGACGCAACAUUCAUGCAAGCUGCUCAGAAAAAGCAGUGA
This is a messenger RNA of Rhipicephalus microplus (southern cattle tick), 522 nucleotides long. RefSeq names its product tigger transposable element-derived protein 6-like. The record is from RefSeq and is a predicted model, not a curated record. NCBI's taxonomy places the organism in Eukaryota, Metazoa, Arthropoda, Arachnida, Ixodida, Ixodidae.